AUGGCUGCUCAGACAGCUUCCCCAAUUGUAGCAGCUCCAGUUCCAGCUCCCUUGGCUCCGGCUUUGGUUGCCAAGCCGGCCAUUUCACCGUCACCUGGCCCCGGCACACCCGGAUCCAUCACCACGAAGGAAUGGGUGAUUCCCCCACGCCCUAAACCAGGUCGCAAGCCAGCCACCGAUACUCCCCCAACAAAACGCAAGGCCCAGAAUCGAGCCGCCCAGAGAGCUUUUCGCGAGCGACGAGCUGCCCGUGUGAACGAACUGGAGGAGCAGAUCAAGUCCAUUGAGGACGAGCAUGACAUCCAUGUCGCCGCAUUCAAGGAGCAGAUUUCGACCCUAUCCCGCGAGGUCGAACAAUGUCGAACCGAGAUGAACUGGUGGCGCGACCGGUGCCAUGCCCUGGAGAAAGAGGUGUCCGUGGAGAGAACUGCCCGGGAAACACUCGUCAAGGAGUUCCGGUCGUCUGUCCCCGACAAGAGUGCUUCGAACUCCGACAAGGCGGUACCGUUGCCACCUCGAGGAUCUGCUAGGGUCUCUCGCGUCGAAAGUAACCACCUUCACAACCACAGCCACCAACUGGAACAGGAGGAAGUGCCUCUAGGUUGCAACCAGUGCUCUACAAGUCACUGCCAAUGUCUCGAGGACGCCUUCGCAAUGCCAGGAAUUGAGAUGAAGGAUUUGCCCCAGUCAAAGCUCGUGGCCCGGCACUCGGAGCCCAAGAUCAAGCCGGAGCCAGAGGAAAUGGAGAUUGAUUUCACCACCCGCUUUGCAGCCCCCCACGCCCCAGAAGAGAUUCACAACCCUGUCUCCUCCCCUCCGGUCGAUCCCUGCGGAUUUUGUCAGGAUGGUACACCCUGCAUCUGCGCGGAGAUGGCUGCUCAAGAGGAACAGCGUCGACGGGGAAACAACUAUGAAAGUAACCGACUGGCUCCCAUCCAAAGUAUUUCCCAGUUCACCCCUCCGCCUUCUGACGGAGACGUACGGUCCGAGGUGACUCUACCGUCUCUCAGCCAGGCUACCAACCCCUGUGCAAACGGACCCGGCACCUGUACUCAGUGUCUCUCAGACCCCCGAAGAACCCUUUUCUGCAAGACGCUCGCCGCCUCCCGCUCUGCCAGCGGCACUCCCUCCGGAUGCUGUGGUGGCAAGGGCCCCGACGGUGGAUGUUGCCAGACGCGUCCCACCAAAACCACCACCGACUCAGCAGCAACAACCCCGGCGCUCACUCUGUCCUGCACUGAUGCCUUCACCACCCUUUCACGACACCCAAACUUCUCCCGAGCCAGUGACGAACUUGCUUCCUGGCUCCCAAAACUGCAUACCCUUCCGAAUCCCAAAGACGUCGGCACCAGCUCUAGAGCUGCCAUUGAAGUCGAAGCUGCGAGUGUCAUGGGUGUUCUUCGUUACUUUGAUCGACGCUUUGCCGACAAAUGA
This is a messenger RNA of Aspergillus ochraceoroseus IBT 24754, 1434 nucleotides long. RefSeq names its product bZIP transcription factor HapX (gene hapX). Lineage: Eukaryota; Fungi; Ascomycota; Eurotiomycetes; Eurotiales; Aspergillaceae. Bases 1 to 1434 code for a protein of 477 amino acids. The transcript has a single exon. Gene Ontology annotation, cellular component: nucleus; RNA polymerase II transcription regulator complex. The record is from RefSeq and is a predicted model, not a curated record. Gene Ontology annotation, molecular function: transcription cis-regulatory region binding; DNA-binding transcription activator activity, RNA polymerase II-specific.